UAUUUAAUUAGCUUUAUGAAAUUGUGAUUUAUUUUGUACAAAUUAACCUAAUUAAUUGAAAGAACGAAAUGAAUUAUCAAAUAUGGCUAUCCCUAGAGAAAAACUUUAUAUAAGUGAAGCCCUCAAAAUGAAGAAUUUGAUGUAUUGAUCAUUAACUAUCAUAUCGAGAUGUUUUCAAAAAGAAUUCUAAAUAUUUUACUUAUUCUUAACUUACCCUCUUUCAUUAUCUCAGCACCACUAACUUCAGAUGAUGCUACAUGUCCAAAUCUUGGUGGAACAAACGAACCACUUAUAGAUUAUAACGUUGUGUUAAAAACAGAUGCUACAAAUUAUGAUUCUGUUGUAAAGAAUCAUUUUGAAAUGUUAGAAAAAUGUCUACAGAGAGAAAGACACAAUGUUCAUGAAUUGGAUUUUUCCUCCAUUAAAGAUAACAAUAAUGUGAUUUUCGAUUUCAGUGUAAAAGGAAUGAUUGCUGGAUAUACUACCAAAUUUACCAAAAGUUUUGUUGAGAAUUAUUUGUCUAAACUUAAUGAUGUUGCAAUAGUAAAUGAAAAUAAGGUUAUUGAAGAUCCAUUUGAAAAUGAAGUUGUUGAACAAGCGCCACUUGUACGAAGAGCCGAGAGACCUGCUGAUAAAAUGCCUAAUCUUGAUCGUAUUGAUCAGGAAAAUUUACCUUUGGACUUGAAAUAUAUAUAUCCUGAUAGUGCUGGAGCGGGAGUUGAUGUAUUUGUAGUAGAUUCGGGAAUUUUUCUUGAACAUGAAGAGUUUCAAGGUAGACAAGGUAAAACCGUAGUUGAAAAGACUUUUUGUAACAAUCCAGCAGAUGAAAAUGGACAUGGAACAAAUGUUGCUAGUAUUGUAGGAGGAAAAACUCUUGGAGUUGCAAGUAAUGCAAAUAUAAUUGGUGUCAAAAUAACGGGAAACAAUUGUCCAUUAAGUUCACAAAACAUUAUUAAUGGAAUCACUUAUGUUAUGCAACAAAAAGCAAAUGAUCCUGGAAGGAAGAUAGUUUUAAAUUUGUCAGCGACUUCAACAGAUUCUGCUGUUGGUGAAGCAGCAAGUAAGGCAGUUGAAGCUGGAAUUCAUUUUGUUGUCGGAGCUGGCAAUAGAAAUCUAGAUGCGUGUGGAUUUUUCCCAGGUAAAGUUGAAACGGUGGUAACUGUUACUGCAUCUAAGAUCUCCAAUAAUCAAGAUUGGAUCACUGAUUGGUGCAACUGGGGAAAAUGUGUUACUCUUUUCGCUCCGGGCGAAAAUGUUCCAAUAGCUGGAAUUGGAAGUCCUAGUGAAAUUACUUCGGGAACAGGAACAAGUCUUUCCGCUCCGCAUGUUUCUGGUGCUAUUGCUUUGAUACUAGCUAACAGUGAUUUAACUCCUGAACAAUCUAAAGCAGAACUCUUGAGAAUUGCUACUAAAGAUAAAAUUCAAGGCCUUGGCUUUCGCCCAACUGCUAAUGUAUUAUUGCGUGUCCCUUCACCAACCAACAAUCAUUGAAUGAUAAGGAAAAGAGAAUAUAGUUAUUAUUUAUUUUUAUCAAAUAUUCAUUUUUUAAAUUCAUUUACAAAAUUUAAAAAUAUUAGUAAUAGUAAUUUAAUUAAAAAUACUUCAAAUUGAAAUUAAGCAGUUUAAAUAAAUCCAAUUAUUUUUGAUCGUGUUGAAUAAUAGUAAUUAGCCAAAUGAUUGAAUUUCAUAAUAUCAGAGCUUCAACACAGCUUGAAGUUUAUUUCAUAGAUACAGUGCAGAUAUAUGGGAACCGCUAAGCAAAGGUAGAAUGUAUAUACAAUGGUUGAAUAUUUGCUCAAUACAUGAAUACAUGAUCCACCAAGGAAGUAAGCAGGCAUUUUUGAAAUGUGAAAAAAGUUGAUUGCUUGAGGCUUACUAAAAUUCAAAUUUCACGUGAUGACGUG
Messenger RNA from Rhizophagus irregularis DAOM 181602=DAOM 197198, 1904 nucleotides. RefSeq lists its product as uncharacterized. Lineage: Eukaryota; Fungi; Glomeromycota; Glomeromycetes; Glomerales; Glomeraceae. Gene Ontology annotation, molecular function: serine-type endopeptidase activity. The record is from RefSeq and is a predicted model, not a curated record. Gene Ontology annotation, biological process: proteolysis.